Molecule: messenger RNA, 2028 nt
Organism: Copidosoma floridanum
Lineage: Eukaryota; Metazoa; Arthropoda; Insecta; Hymenoptera; Encyrtidae
Product: neprilysin-2-like
Biological process (GO): protein processing
Cellular component (GO): plasma membrane
Molecular function (GO): metalloendopeptidase activity
Source: RefSeq, a predicted model, not a curated record
AUGUACCUUCACGUAAACCCUAAGUGGUGGAAGAGGCACUCGGUAGUAGAACGUGGCCUCACGUUUACCAUCGGUUUCUUGUUAGCCGUCAACAAUGUUGAGAAUUGCGAGGCUGUUCCCAUCAUACAUCUUUCUUCAUUAUCAAAGGUAAAUGGCGUUACGACUCAGGGUGAAAACAUCGCAGACAACGGAGGCAUCAAAGCAGCCUAUCUGGCCUACAACGAAUGGACAGCUUCAUCGAUAUUGGAAAACAUGGAUCCAACAGUCGAGCCCUGCGACGAUUUCUACAGAUUUGCUUGCGGAGGUUUCCUUAGGGACACGAUGAUACCGGACGAUAAGACGAGCGUCAACACUUUUAGCAUCAUCAGCGACAAGCUGCAAAAGCAGCUCAGAGCCAGUAUCGAAGAGGAGAGCAAACCUGACGACCCAAGGCCAUUCAAACUCCUCAAGACCUACUACCAGAACUGCAUGAACACAACCCAUAUCGAAGAAGAAGGUAUGGAUCCAUUGCACCGAAAUCUGAAGGAAUUGGGUGGGUGGCCAGUUCUGAUGAUAAAUUCUUGGGUCGAAGAAAACUGGAGCUGGAAGGAUACCGUCUAUAAACUACGCAAUAAGGGCUACUCGAUUAAUUAUUUCAUCAACAUUCGCAUCGAUUCCGAUUACAAAAACAGUUCAAAGAACAUUAUCUAUUUGGAUCAAGCAACACUGGGUAUGUCACGCAAGUACCUGUCACGUGGCUUAAGAGAUAAAAUCGUAAAAGCUUACUUCAAUUACAUGGUCGACAUUGCCCAAAUCCUCGGAGCCGAUCGAGACUACGCCGCUGAGCAACUCAAGGAGUCACUGGAGUUUGAAAUCAAACUCGCCAACAUAUCACUUCCGAGUGAGAAACGGCGCAACAUCACGGCUCUGUACAACCCAAUGACCAUAGCCGAGCUGUCCAAGCGAUUCCCGUCCAUACCUUGGAUGGAGUACUUCAACACCAUAUUGGCACCAAUAACUAGCGUCACAGAAGAUGAGGUUGUCGUCGUAAAAGCACCUAGUUUUAUCACAGAACUUGAGAAGUUACUUGUACAGACGCCCAAACGAGUACUGGCGAACUACUUAAUGUGGCGCGUUGCUGACAGUUCUGUUAGCUACCUGAACGACGAGAUCAGGAAACAGCAGUUUGAAUUCUUUAAAAUUGUUGAAGGGAAAACCGAGCGCGAAUCACGAUGGAAGAAGUGCACUAAUUCAGUAAGUUCCCGCUUUUCAACAAUCGUGGGUGCGCUCUACGUAAGGAAGUACUUCAAUGGAAAUGCAAAGAAUGAUGCCAUCGAGAUGGUUUCGCAAAUCAGGACUCAGUUCAUAAAAAUCCUGCAUACAAUCGACUGGAUGGACAACAAAACGAGAGAGGCUGCGCUGGAAAAAGCCCAAUCCAUGACCACUUAUAUAGCGUAUCCGGACGAGCUGCUCGACGACAAGAAGCUGAAGAAAUUUUACAAAAAGCUGGAGAUUUCAUCGGGCAGUUACCUCGAAAGUGCCCUAAACUUGUCGCGCUUUCGUAAAAAUAACACCUUUGAGGCACUAAGAAAACCAGUCAACAAGAGCGAGUGGAUCAGCCACAGCAAAUCUGCCAUUGUCAACGCGUUUUACAGCCCCACCAAGAAUAGUAUACGACAAUCUCUUAAGGGAUUGAAAAUGGGGUUAAAAGUAAAUGGCGUUACGACUCAGGGUGAAAACAUCGCAGACAACGGAGGCAUCAAAGCAGCCUAUCUGGCCUACAACGAAUGGGUGAGACGAAAUGGUCCCGAAGCUCAACUUCCCGGUCUUAAUUACACUGGCCGACAGAUGUUCUGGUUGAGCGCGGCCAACACUUGGUGCAGUAAAUUCCGGCCUGAGAAGCUCAAACUGCGUAUCACCACUAGAGUACACAGUCCCCCCGAGUUUCGGGUCCUCGGACCCAUGUCCAAUAUGCCCGAGUUUUCCAAAGAUUUUAACUGUCCGCUGGGCACAAAAAUGAAUCCCAAGGAUAAGUGCGCUGUGUGGUAA